AAGAGUUUGUUUUGGUUUUGAAAGACGUAAGUCUAAUGGAAAUGGAGAUACAAGAUGACUUUUGCCGUUUUUGCAAGCAGAAUAUGAGAAUGGUUGGUUUGCACAAAUACUCAGUCAACAUUUUCGAUAGAUUUGGGAAACCAAGUAUAUCCGAAAGACUUUUUCAUGUUGGUGUGGCGGUAGUAAACAGACCAGUGUCGAAUAGGAUUUGUCGGCGGUGUGUCACCUUUUUAACAAGACUGGAACGAGAUUUGCCUGUGUAUAGGAGGUGGAUCGAGGAUGAGAGACACGAUGAAGCCUCAGCAAGUCCUGCUGAUAAAAGAGACCGCGAGCUCACUCCAUCCAAAACACCAUUGGCGCUGAUUAAGUUGUGGCACAACCCUGCAAGUCCUAGUAGGGCUAAUGUUCGAAAUAAUAUUGCGGAGGGGAUACGAGAGGAGAAAGGAUCGAUGACAACUGUGCAAGACCAGCGUGUGAAAUCAGAGCCUGAUGAUCUAGUGAUAUCUGAAACUGCAUUAUUGACCCCACCAGCGACUACGGGCACUGCUAACAGUUCCUGUCGAAUAUUUCCUACUGUAAGAGACGCAGCCUCCCAGACUGACCCCCCAAAGAUCAAAUCGGUCGGCACACAGCUAUCUAUGCAAACUCUGCAGAAUCCCUUUCGCAGUAGAGCUACCCAGGUGAAGAUGCCCGGCAGAGAUUGCGGUGUGUGCACCGACACCUUCCCCUUGGACAGUCCACUACUGCUCCUACAACCAACAUUAGUAAAGAGACCCUCCAAGAGACCUCGACUCAGCCUUACAGACGAGGAGGAAGGCCCCUCAGAAUCCAUCUUGUCUGUGGUGGUUCAUGAACCAGAGGACUCAACAUGACUCUGUGGACUCAAUCACUGUAGUGGGCUAGCAAUCUCUCUUCACCUUCUCAUGGAGAGGAGUUGGCAGAUGACAGAUUAGUGAGUGGGACAAUAAAGACUGCUGAGAACUUGAGCAAGGCACCAAGCCCUCAGCUGCUGUGAUGGAACUAGUAACUAGGCAACGGAAUCUCCUGUUCGGUCGCUUCUCUAACUCUGAGGUCUAAGGGCAUUUUCACAUACAGUAUCUUUUUAAAUUUACUUUUUGUGUGUCUUUGCAUCAAACUUAUCCCUAUGUUUCAUAUCUAAAUGUUUUGAAGAAACUCUGCUUUCUGUAUUCUAAUGCCCACAUUUUUUCUAGAGCAAUGUGUAAAGAAAUAAUUAGGCCCUAAAGCUGAAACAUUGUUGGCUUUUUGAAAGUCGUCAAAUCUCUUUUUAAUACAAACCGUUAUUGAUGAUGUGUUGUAAGAAUUGUUUUGGUGCUUGAAAUGAGUUUACCAAAGUCCACGUUAUGUAUGAAUAAAACACAACAUCCCACGUCAUCAAAAGUCUGUGUCGACUAUCCAUUCUUUUGGUUGAGAGACCCAAACCUAAGGGACAAAUUAGUGGACACAUUUCUUACUUACAGGCGUUGUGCUGAUGUCCACAAGGUGGUGCACUAUGAUAAAGUAAAAACUCCACAAGGACUGGAUGGCACAGCUGCUUGCUUGUUGUGUACUGCAUUCAGAUGACUCAGAUGCGAUGCAGAGAAUAAGACACGAUUCAGAGUCACACAAUCGUUUUUGUUUGUACUGACCUGAUAAACAUCCUCAGGAUGUUAAACACCUUCAGGUUUCUGCAGACUGGAUCACACCCUGUAGAGCUGAGAC
Messenger RNA from Etheostoma cragini (Arkansas darter), 1719 nucleotides. RefSeq lists its product as uncharacterized. The coding region runs from base 36 to 872 and encodes 278 amino acids. NCBI's taxonomy places the organism in Eukaryota, Metazoa, Chordata, Actinopteri, Perciformes, Percidae. Gene Ontology annotation, molecular function: sequence-specific DNA binding. The record is from RefSeq and is a predicted model, not a curated record. The transcript is spliced from 4 exons.